Molecule: messenger RNA, 2030 nt
Organism: Stomoxys calcitrans (stable fly)
Lineage: Eukaryota; Metazoa; Arthropoda; Insecta; Diptera; Muscidae
Exons: 6
Coding region: 107-1876 (589 amino acids)
Source: RefSeq, a predicted model, not a curated record
CUUCAAGACGUGCUCAGAAACUCUUUUGACAUCAUCAAUUUCGGUUCGGCCUCUGUCUCUCGCCAGAAGAUAAGGCUUGCGCGCGGAUUUUCUGUUUUUCGUGUGAAUGUCAACGGCGAUGGGGGCAUAUUGCAAAACCCGCUAUUACGCCUACAAUUUGGUGUUUAUGAUUACGAUAUUGUCGAUGAAAUUUAAUUAUUAUGAAUUUACCACUACGACAAGUGUUAAUAAAGGAUUUUAUACGAACUCUGGCAAUACGUCUUCAAAUGUUUUAAGAUUUCGUGACUUUGAACCGCGUAGCUUUAAUAAACUGGAUACGGAAGUGGGAUUACCAAGGCAAUUGCCCCAUACAGCUGGCACUAAUCGAAAAUCACGAGGAUUUCAAUUUCAUGCCGAUGAUAAGGAUGUAAGCAUUGAAAUGGAAUUCAUCAUACCCUUUGUGCGAAUACCCAUAGAACGCAGCAUGCAUUUAACAAAGACGGCCUUUCGGAAUCUAUUCAAUUUGAAUACUCACUCCAUUCUGACGACAGGAGCUGUGGUGGCCAUAGGUGGAAUAUUGGCUAUAUUGGCGAAAUUGAUUUUCAGUCCAUUUGGUGGUAUUGGCAUUGUGGGAGGUUAUAAAAAGUCAUCACGCAGUUCAGCAGAGUACCCGCCAUGGCAUCAACUCCACCAUGACAACUCUUCAACUUUAUAUCCCAAUAACUUUGUUUCAUAUGUGGAGUCUAAAUUAUAUGAAAAUGACAUUGAUCUGGGAAAUUGUAUUCAGAAGACGAUAUGCGAUUAUAGGCAGAGAAAUGUGGCUGGUGGGCAUACCGGCACAGCUGGCAGCAUUUACAAAAUCAUUGAUGGCAUUAUGGGUCUGAAAUCGGUGCACAGUGUCUUAAAUGGAACUGCUGUCAAGGAUGCCCUUGAUGCAGCUAAAAGUGGUCGAGACUGCAGUUUAACUUACCGAAAUUGUAAUUGGAAUCCGCCAGUUGCUAAGAAAGCUUUUGGCAUGCUAGCAAAAAUUGUGAAAUUUGAAAUGUAUAAAAGUUUACGGGAAACAGUGUUAAUUUUUGCUAUUUAUUUGAGCGGAAGUGCUAAGGCAAUCAACUUUGAUGAGGAUUUUGCACUCAAUGGAAGUUCCAUAGUGUCAAUGUUAGAACGGAAACCUAAGGUGGAUAUUGUGUCCUUCAAUCCUGUUGGUAAACACCUAGCUUUGGGAUUGGAUUUUCUCUUGCCAUUUAUUGAGAUUCCUAUAACCCGAGAGAUUGAUAUCUAUGGCAAUGAACCAGCUCUUAUCAACAUAAAUGCAGGAGCUGUUAUCUUAACUGGUAUUUUAGCAGCAUCCAGCGCUUUCGCAUCGUAUUUCUUUCGGACAUACUUAAUGUUGGAACCAAGUGGAAAAUCAGAAAAGAAUCAUAGAUCGGAUAGUUAUAAUUACGAAACAGAAUUGUGGUCCAUGCUGGAUAACGUCAAAGUGAUUUAUAAAAAUUCUACAGGAGCCAAGGCUGAUACCUCAUUGAAAGGCCUUCUGGCUACCAUUGAUGAGACGUUUGCACUCAAAGGCAUUGACAUAAGUUCGUGCUUACAGAAGGCUUUAUGUGAACGCUUGAAGCAAUCACACGAUGAACUUCCAGAUGAGGCAUCAGAAUCAACAUCUACGCAGGCCAUAGAUAAAAUCAUCGAUGGUUUGGCAAGUUUGAAAUGGGUAAGGCGAAAUGUUCUCCGUUACACAUCACUAAAUGAUGUCAUUAGCGAAAACGAUGAGAUGAUGACAACUUCGAAUCGUCAUCAGAAUCAUUUGACUUGUGACACGAAAUAUCCAAGAUGUAAAUGGCCUAUGUCUGGGGAUAAUAUAAGCAACUUGAUUGGAACACAUUUGAAAUUUACAUGAAGAUGCGAAAGUUGUAUUUCGAAUUCACAAGUAUUUUAAAAUUAAAAACUAAAAUUAGAUAUUAUAAAAUAAUACAAAAAAUUAACUAUAUUUAUAUGUAUUUAUAUAGCAAUGAAAGUAUUUAUUCUAGUUUUUUGUACACCCUUUUAAUACA